Suricata suricatta (meerkat) is the source of this 5787-nucleotide messenger RNA. It is a transcript of the gene TUB, whose product is annotated as TUB bipartite transcription factor. The record is from RefSeq and is a predicted model, not a curated record. Bases 216 to 1754 code for a protein of 512 amino acids. Gene Ontology annotation, cellular component: cilium. Gene Ontology annotation, biological process: protein localization to cilium. The transcript has 12 exons. Lineage: Eukaryota; Metazoa; Chordata; Mammalia; Carnivora; Herpestidae.
UGGAGUGCGGGGGAGGGGGCCCCGCGGGCCCGGGUCCCCGCAGCCCUCGCGUCCCCGCCAUUGGCAGAGCCGGAGGGGGUCAACCCCCCCCCGGAGGGGGGGUGAAUGGUACAGUCCUCCGCCCGCGCCCUGGCCGGGCCCGCAGCGAGCGAAAGGCGAGCCCAACGCAGCAGUUGCCGCCGCGGCGGAGCCGAGAGCCGAGCCUGGAGGUGGCGAUGGAGGGAGUAAGCAGCCACCGGACCCUGUCCUACAGCCGCUGGAGCUACGACAGUGUCUUAGAUGAUGAGGGCAGCAACCUGAGGCAGCAGAAGCUUGACCGGCAGCGGGCCCUGCUGGAGCAGAAGCAGAAGAAGAAGCGCCAGGAGCCCCUGAUGGUGCAGGCCAAUGCGGAUGGGCGGCCCCGGAGCCGGCGGGCCCGGCAGUCGGAGGAGCAGGCCCCACUGGUGGAGUCCUACCUCAGCAGCAGCGGCAGCACCAGCUACCAAGUUCAAGAGGCCGACACGGUUACCAGUGCACAGCUGGGAGCUGCCCGCCCAACAGCACCAGCCUCAGCCAAGAGAACCAAGGCAGCCGAAGCAGCGGGGGGCCAGGGUGGGGCCUCUAGGAAGGAGAAGAAGGGGAAGCACAAAGGCACCAGCGGGGCAGCAGCACUGGCAGAAGACAAGUGUGAGGCCCAAGGCCCGGUGCAGAUCCUGACUGUGGGCCAGUCAGACCACGCCCAGGACGCGGGGGAGACGGCGGCUGCUGGGGGCGCACAGCCCAGCGGGCAGGACCUCCGUGCCACGAUGCAGAGGAAGGGUGUCUCUAGCAGCAUGAGCUUCGAAGAGGAAGAGGAGGAUGAGGAUGAGAAUAGCUCCAGUUCUUCCCAGCUGAACAGUAACACCCGCCCCAGCUCCGCUACCAGCAGGAAGUCUGUCAGGGAGGCAGCCUCGGCCCCCAGCCCAACAGCUCCAGAACCCUCGGCGGAUGUUGAGGUCCAGGAUCUUGAGGAGUUUGCACUGAGGCCGGCCCCACAAGGUAUCACCAUCAAGUGCCGCAUCACACGGGACAAGAAGGGGAUGGACCGGGGGAUGUACCCCACCUAUUUCCUGCACCUGGACCGUGAGGACGGGAAGAAGGUGUUCCUCUUGGCGGGAAGGAAGAGGAAGAAGAGUAAAACUUCCAAUUACCUCAUCUCCGUGGACCCAACAGACUUGUCUCGAGGAGGGGACAGCUACAUCGGGAAACUGCGGUCUAACCUCAUGGGCACGAAGUUCACUGUUUAUGACAAUGGAGUCAACCCUCAGAAGGCGUCAUCCUCUACUUCGGAAAGUGGAACCUUGCGUCAGGAGUUGGCAGCCGUGUGCUAUGAGACAAACGUCUUAGGUUUCAAGGGGCCACGGAAGAUGAGUGUGAUCGUCCCAGGCAUGAACAUGGUUCACGAGAGAGUCUCCAUCCGGCCCCGAAACGAGCACGAGACGCUGCUAGCGCGCUGGCAGAAUAAGAACACGGAGAGUGUCAUUGAGCUGCAGAACAAGACUCCUGUCUGGAAUGACGACACGCAGUCCUACGUACUCAACUUCCACGGGCGCGUCACACAGGCCUCCGUGAAGAACUUCCAGAUCAUCCAUGGCAAUGACCCGGACUACAUUGUGAUGCAGUUUGGCCGUGUAGCAGAGGACGUGUUCACCAUGGAUUACAACUACCCACUGUGUGCGCUGCAGGCCUUCGCCAUCGCCCUGUCCAGCUUUGACAGCAAGCUGGCCUGCGAGUAGAGGCCUCCUUGGACCCUUUGGGGUUGCCCGGCCUGGAGUGGAGCUGCCUGCGGAGACAGCCCUGCUUACCGUCUGUACAUAGGCCUCCUGCCAGAUGAACCUUCUGCUCUCGGUGGCUCCCUGGCCCCUCUGCCUCCACUGCUGAGAUGGAGGACUAGAUGGGGGAGGGGUGUGUGAAGGGACCAGAGUGAAUUCUUCCUGGGCCCUGGGUCCACACACACCCUCCACUCUUGGGCUAGUAUCCUGCUGCAAUCACAUUUGCCAAGCUGGGCGGCCUCUUCAGCUGCAAAGGUAGGAAGACGUGUCAAGGGAGAGGAAGCACAAUGCAGGGCUGCUGUGGCCUAGCCAGCCACUCAGCCUAGCAGUCAAGGGACAAUGGGUCCCCAAUACUGAAGGACACAGUGAGUGUAAGUAGGGGUUGGGUACAUUAACUUUACACAGAAGGGCAAGGACCGGCUGCCAAGUCCUUUGCUAACUACAGAAAGUCCUCUGGCUUCAGAAGGCCUCCUAGGGCUGAGGGAAAGGUGAGGGGCAGGACCUUGUCAGGGCUCUAGAGGCCUGGCUGUGGUGGGAAUGGGCCGGGGGCCUAGCUCAUUUGAGUUCUCUAGGUUUUCUGUGUGUGCACAGAGGCAGGCAGCAGGAAGCUGGGCCUCCAGGCCAGGUGUCUUAGAGGGUGGGGCCUGCAGGAGACAGGCCCACAUGCAGGAGGUGCAUGAACAGGCUCCCUUGACCAGGGCUGGCUCAGGAGUCCUGUCAACUGCCAGAGGAGCUUUCUGCUGCGCGGCUCCUGCCCAGGUCCCAGUAAGUGUGGACAGGGCCCAGGUCUCCAGUGGGUGGAGUGCCACUUGGGAACAUUCUAGCUCAGUGCUCUUGCCCAUGCUCAGCUCCUGUUGUGCCCAGUCUAGGUUGUGGCUGAAGACUCCUGGGUGGGAGUGGGGCAGGGCGAAGAAAGCAGGGAGUAUUUUAGAACCACACGAGCUAAGCGAUCGCGGGACCUAUAGACACGAACUAGUAGUACAACACGUCACUUUAGGUGGAUCAUAAUAGAAAUUGGGACUUGCACUGGAUCACCUGGCUGGUUAGUGGCAGACUUCAGAACUUCCGGCCCCUUGAUUUCUUUGUUCCUACCAUCCCCCAGGAAAAUGCUGUCUCUGGUUCUCUGGUCUUCCUGGAACCCAGCAACAUACCCUCACCCUUUUGUCUGAUUAGAGACUUAAAAAUGUCAGAAUCGAUAUUGGAAAUUGAAACCAUUUCAGUGGGAAAUGAGGCAAUUUCCUGCUGAAAGCUGGGUUUUUGGAUAUCUAGCUUUGGAAGGGUGGCAGGCCUUAGCAUGGCUGCUGCCCCUUUCUUUGAGUGUUUCAGGGCGAGGCCUGCUCUCCACCUCGAUCCUCCUCCUGGGAUGGUACCAUCUACCCUGAAGCCUUGGGAAUGCUAAGCCAAGCCCUUACCCGUUUUGUCAUUUACCGCGGCAGAGGCUCUUUGCCCAGGUGGACGUCAGAGGGAAGCAAGCAGGAAUAGCUUCUCCCUUCAGAGAUGUGCGUGGACAGGCAGUAUAGAAAUCUUUUCAUUUUAACAAGUCCUAAACACUCUAGUAUCUGUACUGUGCGGGAGUUGUUCUGACCUAGGUGGAGGGUAAGAAGUCUAAGAUUUCCAUGCUGAGUGUCACAACAAGGCACACUUGUUCUAGGGGGUCUGCGGAAGGCCCUUCCCCUGGUCUAGUUUCUGGACCUUGCUCGAGGGCUUUUGUAGACCAGGGCUGGUCCACUUCCUCUCCUCACUUUGGGAAGAGACCUGCUGACAUUUGGGAUUGUGGAAAAGGUAGAAGCCCAGUGGCAAACUCUCACAGCCUGCUUUCUUGUCAGAUACUUAGAGCAGGGUGGUUGGGGAGUCUGGUGGGGUCAGGAACGUAGGCUGUGCUUCCAGCCUUGCCAUGGGCAGGCAGCGCAGCAGCAAAGCUCUGUUGAGCACUGGGUGAUGAGCAAGAGCAGCCGCGGCACCUGCUUGAGCCCCAGCCUCACAAGCUCUGUUCCUAAGGCCCCAUACCUGGUGAUGCUGGUUUUCCCUGUCCAAACAGCUGCCAGGGCCCCUGGGCACCGCCUGGGCUCAGCAUCUCCCACGGUAAGAGCUCUUGCCCUCCAUACCCUCCACCGGCUUGGUCCUUGACAGGCAGGGGACUGGCUGAGCCCUGAGGGUGGUGGGCAGCUGGGACCUGGGGCAGCUCCUCGGUAACUGCUCCUGGGGCCGCCCCCCAAACAGCUCUUCUGUAGAGCCGGGAUGUUCACUUCCCCACUCUUCUCCAACUCUAGCUUUUCUUUCCUUCUGGCUCCAAGGUGCUCUGUGUCUGUGUCUCUGUGUGUAACUGGGGAAAAGGGCAAUCUGCAAAUCACUAACUGAGGUUUCUUACUACGAUCAUAUUUCUAAGGAUGAGUGGGAAAGGAAUAAGGAUAUUAGGAUCACCUGUGGAUUUUGUUCGUUCAUUUCAUGCUCUUUGAUCGGAAAGUAGACCCGGGGAAGUACCAGCUCUUUCUCCCAAGGGUUCAAGAGAUUUUAGCUUUUCAGUUCCAUUUUGCAUUAUCUGAAAAAUUGGUAUGUUACAUGCAUGCUUUUGGAUGAAUUUGAACAUACUCUAGUGAAUGUGCCUUAAAAAUCACGACACUAGUUUAGGAGGAGCAGGUAAGGUCCAGACUCGUGCUGAGGACAGGCACUGGAAGCUUGCAAGGGUGAUCAUCACUUGAAGCCUGCAUCCUUCAGUGACAAAAAGGGCAACAAAAUGACAAACAGAAGCUUGUCUUUGGUCUGGAAAUACUUAGAGGUAAAUGCUCUGCCAGUUUACAUUUAGAGGCAGUUCUAAACUUAAUAAGCAGCGGUGAGGACUUCAACCAUAGGAAGUACAUGCUUUCCUCACAGUGGGGGCUGCAGUGAGCCGUGUCCAUGGCUCUGUUAUGCAAGCACAAAUUAUAUUUCCUAUCUGGAGUCCCUGCUUUCCCCUUACUGUGGUAACACUCGCUCUUCCCUUUCUAGAAUUCUUUGCUAAGCUAUACCUGUGACCUCCGGCUACCAGGUGGCCCUCAGAGCACACUUUUCCAGAUAGCUUCAGGAGUCUGCAAUCUCGUGCCCAGCACUGAACUGUAGCCCCCAGGAACAGGCCAAGGUAUGGGCUCUUGCUUUGAGUUUCCUGGUUACCUGUCCAUCUGUACCUCCAGUUUGCAAUUCUGUCAUCUCAGGAUAUGGGGAAGGAGAGGCAUAGCAGAAGUAUGGGGAUAGGUUUAAUUUUUGGACCAAGUUGAGAGGCAAGUUGGUCUUACAGAGAGCACUACUGCAAUUAGUAGCUAGGCGAUUCUGAGCAAACCAGUUCUCCAGACUGUUUUCUCAUCUACAGCCAAGGAGGUUGGACUGUCGAAGUCUGAGCGGGAAGAUUCAGGGCGAAUUAAAGUUGAUCCCUGCUUUCAUCACUACCUUUUCUGGCUCAUCACUGUGCCUUUUUUCUUUCCAAAAAACACGUCACACCCCUUUUCUCUCUUCUGUUUUCUUGUCCUUCUCCCUUCCCCCAUUAAGGAUCAAGGUCCAGGCAGCGCUAUGGAUUAGGCCAAGAUCCAGAGUUUCCUAGAGAGUAAUUUUGAGUGACUUAGAAAGGAAGCCCGUCUCGGGCCUAAGGCCCGAGUUACACAGGGGACUUGGUCAGGAUGGGUGGCACUUCUCUAGCUGGGAAUUUACAUUUAGCCAGUUUUCAUAAUGCCUAGAAUGUGUAUGUCUAUUUGCACAAGAUUAUCUUUUCCUAUUCUGGAGUGGUCAGACAUUUUAUUUUUGUUCAAAAUUAUCUGGAGUUUUAGACAAACUUGCAAAACUGUGCUUUUAUUAAGUGACUUUUUGAAUAAACUCUUUGGUAUUCUUGAGCAAAUGUAUUUAUUUACUGGUAUGUGCAAUGACAAAGUUGGUAUUUUCCCAUGUUAACAUUAUAUAUGUUGUAGAACUUAAGUGUUUGUCUAAGUACACACCAUAUAUCAACAAAUUAAACUUGAACUGUUUCACAACA